Molecule: messenger RNA, 3083 nt
Organism: Leptinotarsa decemlineata (Colorado potato beetle)
Lineage: Eukaryota; Metazoa; Arthropoda; Insecta; Coleoptera; Chrysomelidae
Gene: Src42A
Product: Tyrosine-protein kinase Src42A
Biological process (GO): protein phosphorylation
Molecular function (GO): ATP binding; protein binding; protein tyrosine kinase activity
Source: RefSeq, a predicted model, not a curated record
AUGGUUCUCUUCGUCGCUUCUACGGAAUCACACGUUGAAAGAUGGUACUUCCGAAAGAUUAAGCGCAUAGAAGCAGAAAAGAAGUUACUACUACCAGAAAACGAACAUGGAGCAUUUCUAAUCAGAGAUUCUGAGAGCAGACAUAACGACUAUUCUCUGUCAGUUCGUGAUGGAGAUACUGUUAAGCAUUAUAGAAUACGACAAUUAGACGAAGGCGGAUUUUUCAUAGCACGAAGAACUACAUUUAGGACUCUUCAAGAGUUAGUGCAACACUACAGCAAUGAUGCAGAUGGCUUGUGUGUUAACCUUUGCAAACCUUGUGUGCAGGUGGAGAAACCCCAGCCUGAAGGUUUGUCUCACCGGACCCGAGAUCAGUGGGAAAUUGAGCGAACAUCCUUGAAAUUCAUUCGAAAAUUGGGUCAUGGUCAGUUUGGAGAAGUUUGGGAAGGAAUGUGGAACAAUACCACAGCUGUCGCCAUAAAGACUCUGAAACCGGGGACUAUGGAUCCCAAGGAUUUCCUUGCCGAAGCACAGAUAAUGAAGAAAUUGAGGCAUCAGAAACUGAUUCAAUUAUAUGCUGUAUGUACUGUUGAAGAACCCAUUUACAUCAUCACAGAGUUAAUGAGAAACGGUUCUUUAUUGGAAUUCCUACAAGGGAAAGGAAAAGGGCUGAAGUUAGCGCAGCUGAUAGAUAUGGCUGCUCAGAUAGCAACAGGAAUGGCAUACUUAGAAUCUCAGAAUUAUAUACACAGAGACCUUGCGGCAAGAAAUGUUCUAGUAGCUGAACCACACGUUGUCAAGAUUGCAGAUUUCGGCCUGGCCAGAUUAAUUAAGGAAGAUGAAUAUGAGGCCAGAGUUGGAGCAAGAUUCCCCAUAAAAUGGACUGCACCUGAAGCUGCCAACUAUAGCAAGUUCUCUAUAAAAUCUGAUGUUUGGUCAUUUGGAAUUCUUCUAACUGAACUUGUUACAUAUGGACGGAUACCAUAUCCAGGUAUGUCAAAUGCUGAAGUUCUGCAUCAAGUCGAACACGGUUAUAGAAUGCCUUCACCACCUGGUUGCCCUCCAGCACUGUACGAAAUCAUGCUUGAAUGCUGGAACAGGGAUCCCAUGCGCAGGCCUACCUUUGAAACACUUCAGUGGAAACUUGAAGACUUCUUCACUUUGGAAGGGUCGGAAUAUAAAGAAGCAACAGGUUACUGAGGUCACGCCCACCCCCCUGCCGAUUGGUUGCGUAACUCGAUAGAGGUGCACUACCACUGAUAGGGAGGUGGAUAUCUAUUUAUCAAUUGACAAUAGAUAGAUAUGCCGUACUUUUUCCUUCGUACUUUAUUUGAUAUUCUCAGAACGAUACUUUACUAGUUUUCCGUUCAGCCGAUAGGUCUAAUAAAAAUAAGAAAUCUACUCAUUUGUUAAGUGCUUUUUUUCACAUUUACAUUGACUUACUUCACAGAGUGAACACUCAUAGAAGGUAGUUUUUGUAAAGAUAUUUUUCUAAUCUUUCAGAUAUAUUUUUCAGACUUGAAUGACUCAUAUGCUCAAAAAUUAACAGCUCAAUACAUCUUAUCGGUGAAAAACUAGUAACUGUCUGUGAGAAGAAACUAGAUAUUAUUCAGACUCUUUACUUUGUAUUUCAAUUGCUGAUAAAGAUUUUCUCUCCGUGUUUUAAAAUUUACAAAAUUUUUCUUCAACUUUUUUGAUUUUUUACUUGACCUCAGAGAUAUUCCGAAACUAAUGUAUUUAUUUAAUUUAUUUUUAGUGAAUUUUCUUCUCUUUUCUUUUUCAGUACAUGCAACAAAGACUUGUACAAAUAUUCACUGAAUUGACAAUUAUGUCAUAUUUCAAUUUAGAGAUCUUAUUGAGGAAAUUAAAAUUUUCAUAAAAAAUAAGAAAAUUGUUUUUCAGAAAGUGGUUUUCUUUUCUUCCUAUAUUUUUCUACAUUGAUCUCACAGAAAAUAAGUACUUCACUGGUUAAUAUUUUCAGACCAUCAGAUUUGAUAAACACUUAUGCUAAUUAGAUCUUGAUGAAAUUUCUGACUGAUUUUCAGUUUGAACAGUGACGAUUUUCACUGCAAAACAUAAAACUUAAAGAUCAAUGAAGUUAUUUGCAAAAACUAUUACAUGAGAGAAAUUAUGUUUCUACCUGGUUUCAUUUUGAUAUUUCUGUUCAGUUUUCAUUAUGUAAGACUAUAAACUCAUAUUUGAAGUUGAUGCCACUUGGAAUAUUCCUAUAGGAGUUAUAAACAUAACUAAUUUAGAUAUUGAGAGUGUCAGAAAUUAUACUUCAAAUAACUGAAAAAUUUGAUUUUUUUUUUAGUUUUCCAUUUAAAUUUAAUGCAGAAACGAUCAAUUUUAAGCUUUCUCAAAAUUUCCUAAUAAAAUUGGGCAAUCUUAGAUUGGAUAUCCUGAAAUGUGAGUGGCUUUGUAUCCUUAUCGCUUUGUGCUGGCAUAAAACGUUUCUAAAACGCACAAUUUCCUAAUAGAACUGCCAAAUGUUUAGUGUUUGGUGUGAUGUAAUGAAAUAAAUAAAUAAAAUGUUCGACAAAAUUUCUAUGGGAUAAUGGACAGUGCGCCUGCUCGCCGAUCAGGUACAGGGGACUUUCUUACUUUUUCACCCCAAUGUUCAAAAGCACAAAUGUUAUCUAAACUUGAAGUCCCCAAUACCCUAACAAAACUAAGAGUCAUUAUUUAGUAUUACUGUGUGUGAUUGUGGCUUUGAUUAAAUGGAAUAUUAUCUUUGUUGCGCUACAUUCCUGUGAUAAGUAGAUUAUAUAAAGGGUGUAGCAAACUUGUAGGAACAGCUGCACUCUAUGUAUAAUUUAUUUAAAACUUUUUUCUUCGUUUUCCAUUCUUGUGCCGUUAAUAAUGAAAGGUUACUAUUUUUUAAACAACAAGAAAAAUUAUUUUCUGAAUUUUUAUCAAUUUACAUGCAGAAUUUUUUAAACUGUUUCCUGUAUUUUUAACGAAUUAAUGAUAUAAUUAUGUUGAGAACUCUGAAAGGCAUUGUUUGUAGUUAUAGACACAUUAUACAAUAUUUUUUGUAUCAUACACUGUAGAUUAUAGUUAAUAAAAUAAUUGAGAAUAUA